Messenger RNA from Doryrhamphus excisus (bluestripe pipefish), 1896 nucleotides. Lineage: Eukaryota; Metazoa; Chordata; Actinopteri; Syngnathiformes; Syngnathidae. The record is from RefSeq and is a predicted model, not a curated record.
AUGUCAAAUGAAAAAUGCAGAGAUUUCGACGAAAUCACUUCUUUUCUGGGUGACUAUGGAUGCUUUCAAAUUCUAAUCAUUGUUUUGCUGAGUUUAAGUACAAUACCGUGUGGUUACAUGGCAUUCUUGGCUGUAUACAUCACGUACACCCCGGCACACCACUGCAAGGCGUGGGUCAACUCCACGCCUUACGACUUAAAUGGAGUGACGUCUUUCCCAGAGCGGAGCACCGAGGCCGGAACAACUGGCAGCUGUUCUCGGUACCAAGUGCAGGAUGCAAACUGGACCGAUACGAUCAAAUUGGGCAAUGGCACGGAUCCAUGUUUGGAUGGAUGGGUCUUCAGCACUGAGAGAUACACCAUUGUGUCUGAGUGGGAACUGGUGUGUGAGAAUGCAUGGAAGAUUCCUUUUUCCACUUCCGUGUUCUAUGUCGGCGUCCUGUUUGGAACCUUCAUCAGUGGUCAGCUCUCAGACAGGUUCGGCAGAAAGCUCGUGCUGUAUGCCACCGUGGCGUUACACUCCAUCACUGCCUUGAUCCAGGCCACGUCUGUCAACUGGCUCAUGUUCUGUGUUCUAAACUGUGUGAGAGGAACAGGCCAAGUGUCCAGUUACCUUGCAUCACUUGUUCUGGGAUCUGAGAUGCUCUGUCCGUCAGUCAGGGUGAGCUACACCCUCCUGGGUCACAGUCUCGGUUUUGGCAUUGGGUAUGCGUUGUUGCCGCUCUUUGCCUACUUCUUACGAGGCUGGAGGUGGCUGCUGGUUGCUAGUGCCAUCCCGGGUCUCCUCUGGCUUCUUACUUGGAGGGUGAUUCCUGAGUCUCCUCGCUGGCUUUUGUUGAGAGGCCAGGUGAAGGAGGCUGAAAUGGUUCUAAGACAAGCUGCCAAACUAAACAAAAUCCAUGCACCUGAGGUUUUAUUCCUGCCUGCUGAGGUCUCAGAACUAAUGAAAAAAACAGGUGAAAAAGAGCAGACUUAUUCAUGCAUGGACUUGAUGAACACCGCUAACCUGAGGAACAUUACAGCCAUUGGUCUUUUCAUAUGGAUUGCAGUUGCCAUGGUGUUUAAUGGUCUCUCUCUCAAUACCAGCAACCUGAAUGGAAAUAUAUACCUCACUUGCUUAAUGUCAGCAGCCACUGACAUCGUGGCCUAUGUUUUCUCAUGGCUUUUGUUUAACAGAGUUCCACGGCCCACUCUCCUCUUCGUCACACUGAUGUUCUGUGGAACAAUGUUGCUUGUCAUAAAGCUGAUUCCUCAGGACAUGCACGUCACGUUCCAAGUGUUGGUCCUUUUAGGGAAAAUGGGGGUAGCGAUUGCCUACUGCUUUACCUAUCUGGUUUUUGCCGAAUUAUUCCCCACUGUGGUGAGGAACACAGGUAUGGGUUUUUUGUCCUCAUCUGCACGGAUCGGCGCCAUCAUUUGUCCAUAUGUCAUCCACAUAGGCAAGUGCGCUUUUGUUAACUUGUACAUUAUCACACAAAGCUUGUGUAUUUACAUUUUGCAUGAUCACUGUGCUUUGCAUGUUAUUUUUUAUUUUAGUCAGUCCAAAAAUAUAUAUUUUGCAGGAAUUUACAGCAAGAUUCUUCCUUAUAUUAUUUUUGGUGCAUUCAGCAUCGUGGCUGCUCUUUUAAGCUUGUUGCUUCCAGACACAAGAAACAACAAACUUCCUGACCUUAUCAGCGAGGCCAAAUCCAUUCGAAGCUGUUGCACUCCCAAGAAAACACUGGCUGCAGCCCAAAAAGCGACACACAGCCAAGCAUGAUACAACAGCUCCCUCUGCUGGAAAACAGCAUGUGUUUCAAAGUUGUGAUCUACCGCCAUUGUUUUUAAUAAGUCAACACCUCAAUAGUUUAAAUCAAUUGUUUAACUGUUUUUAUUACAUUUAUAUUAUUUCUAUUGA